GCGCUCCUUGCACAUAAUUGUCCCUGAGGGGAAGGAGAGGGGUGCGAAUCCCAGGCGGGGAGUGUUUCUGUCCCGCACCCUCCCUGCCUCCUCCGCGCCGAACGGGCUGGGCAAUGGGAAGGGGUUAAUGGCGCUGGAGAGAGGGAGGGUGGCCGGCGGUUUGAGAGACAGAGCCUGGACAGCUGUGUUUGCUGUGGUAUUUUUAAAGGCAUUAAUGCAGGCUCCAAUCACCCGGCCAAGCCUGACCUAUUUUUGGCUCAGGCCGGCCAUUGUUCUAUUUCUGCCGCCGCUGGGCCGCGCGGGUGUCGAUUCAGAUGCAAAUGAGGCACCGCUGCCGCUCCAGCCAACUUCGCCCGGCCGGGCAGAGCGCGGAGCAGGGGCGGCUGCGCUCCUCCGGGCUGGGGCACGUCGUGGUGAACCCGCGGCGGCUGCCGGGCCCUGCAGAAGGGGGUUAUUUGGUUUGAUGGUCUUUGAGAGGCAGUGUUCCCCUCCUCGCUCCAGCUGAGAACCCGAAGCGCAGAGAUAAUUCUUCAUUUCUUCCUGCACCUGCCGUGGGCCGCCCCAACGCAACUGCUCAGAGCCGGCGGCGCGCAGCCCCCCGCGCCCUCACGGCUCCUUCUAGCGGGCGGGGGCUGCCGCCGAGAGCGCAUCUGGGGCUUUCCCCCUCUCUCGAUAGAUACUCGUGCAAAUGCUUAAACACUGCUAAUUGCCGAAGCGUAUUAUCUUACAACCCGCGCAGGAGGAGGUAGGACCGCAGAGGGUCGUGCCCGAGCCCCUGUGCAAGUGCAGUGAUGAAUCUGUGGUGUAGCUGAAGUGCAGACCAGCUGGAAUAUGCUGCAGACCAUUUACGAGAGUGAAUCGUGUUUUUCCUCAGAUGGGGUUUCUGGACGUGAACAGCUCUUGGCUCAGCAAAGAAUGCACAGUAUGAUCAGCUCAGUGGAUGUGAAGUCAGAGGUUCCCGUGGGAUUAGAGCCUAUCUCACCAUUAGACUUGCGAACUGAUCUCAGGAUGAUGGUUCCCAUGGUGGACCCAAUUAUGCGUGAAAAGCAGCUACAGCAGGAACUACUUCUGAUCCAGCAGCAGCAGCAGAUUCAGAAACAACUGCUGAUUGCAGAAUUUCAGAAGCAGCAUGAAAAUCUGACCCGCCAGCAUCAGGCCCAGCUCCAGGAGCACAUAAAGUUACAACAGGAACUCCUAGCCAUUAAACAGCAGCAAGAACUCCUUGAAAAAGAACAGAAACUGGAGCAGCAGAGACAAGAGCAGGAACUGGAGAGGCAUCGCAGGGAACAACAGCUUCCUCCCCUCCGAGGCAAAGAAAGAGGCCGAGAAAGGGCAGUGGCGAGUACAGAAGUGAAGCAGAAACUUCAGGAGUUCCUCUUGAGUAAAUCGGCAACAAAAGACUCUCCAGCAAAUGGGAAGAAUCAUUCCAUGAGCCGCCACCCCAAGCUCUGGUACACGGCUGCCCACCAUACCUCACUGGAUCAAAGCUCUCCACCCCUGAGUGGGGCCUCGCCGCCGUACAAAUACACUUUACCAGGAGCACAGGAUGCCAAGGAUGAUUUUCCACUUCGUAAAACGGCUUCAGAGCCCAAUCUGAAGGUACGUUCAAGGUUAAAACAGAAGGUGACAGAAAGGAGGAGCAGUCCUUUGCUCAGGAGGAAGGAUGGAAAUGUCAGUUCAUUUAAGAAGCGACUCUUCGAGGUGACAGAAUCCUCAGUCAGUAGCAGCUCCCCUGGGUCAGGUCCCAGUUCUCCAAGCAAUGGCCCAACCAGUGGCAUGACAGAAAAUGAAACCUCGGUUUUGCCAUCUAACAUUCAAGCUGAGCAUCUGGUUUCCCAGCAACGCCUUCUGAUACAGGAUGAAUCAGUGAACUUGUUGAGUCUGUACACGUCCCCUUCUCUGCCCAACAUUACCUUGGGACUUCCAGCAGUGCAACCUCCGAUCAGUGCUUCAUCAUCAUUUAAAGAAAAGCAGAAGGGGGACACUCAGUCGCUCAGGCAAGGAGUGGCCUUGGCUGGACAGUAUGGAGGGAACAUUCCUCCGUCCUCAACACAUCCUCAUGUUGCUUUGGAGGGGAAGCCAAACAGCAGCCACCAAGCACUCUUGCAGCAUCUGUUACUGAAAGAACAAAUGAGACAGCAAAAACUUCUUGUGACUGGAGCGGUUCCUCUUCAUCCACAGUCUCCUUUGGCAGCAAAGGAGAGAGUCUCACCUGGCAUAAGAGCUACCCACAAACUGCCUCGUCACAGGCCACUGAAUCGAACACAGUCAGCUCCUCUUCCUCAGAGUACUUUAGCCCAGCUGGUCAUCCAGCAGCAACAUCAACAAUUUCUGGAGAAGCAGAAACAGUACCAGCAGCAGAUCCACGUGAAUAAGAUGCUCUCUAAAUCCAUUGAGCAGCUCAAGCAGCCUGACAGUCACCUGGAGGAAGCUGAAGAAGAGCUUCAUGGAGAUCACUCGAUGCAGGAAGAGCGAGCUCCCGCCAGUGGUGCCAGCGUUAGGGCUGAGAGCAGCAGUGCUGGUGUGGAUGACAGAAUAGGACAGCAGGUGGGGGCUGUGAAAGUCAAAGAGGAGCCACCGGACAGUGAUGAGGAUGUUCAAACCCAGCAAAUGGAAUCUGGGGAGCAAGCUGCUUUUAUGCAACAGGAGUUCAUGGCACAUCGGCGUGUCCACCAGUUGCAAAUCUACCAGGCUCAGAUGGCUACAGUUGGCAUGGCAGGAUUAGAUAAACAUCGGUCGGUGUCCAGGACCCCAUCUUCCCCCGCUGAUUCCACAUUAACUCACCCAGACGCGGACCAGCCCAGCCAGCAUGUCUACACAACUGGUGUCGUGUAUGACAGUCUGAUGCUGAAGCACCAGUGUAUGUGUGGCAACUACGCUAAUCACCCUGAGCACGCUGGAAGGAUCCAGAGCAUCUGGUCAAGGCUGCAAGAAACAGGGCUGCUAAACAAGUGUGAGCGAAUUCGAGGUCGAAAAGCCAGUCUGGAGGAAAUACAGCUGGUUCACUCUGAACAUCAUUCACUGCUGUAUGGCACCAGCCCCCUGAACAGACAGAAGCUGGACCCCAGGAAACUCCUAGGAAACGUGUCUCCAAAACUCUUUUCCUUGUUGCCUUGUGGGGGACUUGGGGUGGACAGUGACACCGUUUGGAACGAGCUGCACUCGGCCGGGGCGGCACGCAUGGCGGUCGGCUGUGUCAUCGAGCUGGCGGCCCGCGUGGCCUCCCGGGAGCUGAAGAAUGGCUUUGCUGUUGUAAGGCCCCCAGGCCAUCAUGCUGAAGAAUCAACAGCCAUGGGGUUCUGCUUUUUUAAUUCGAUUGCAAUUACUGCCAAAUACUUGAGAGACAAGCUAAAUAUAGGCAAGAUAUUGAUUGUAGAUCUGGAUGUUCACCAUGGCAACGGUACACAGCAGGCUUUUUAUGCUGACCCCAGCAUCCUGUAUGUUUCCCUCCAUCGCUAUGAUGAAGGCAACUUCUUCCCCGGCAGUGGAGCCCCAAAUGAGGUUGGAAGUGGCCCUGGUGAAGGGUAUAAUAUAAAUAUUGCUUGGACAGGUGGCCUGGAUCCUCCUAUGGGUGAUGUUGAGUAUCUUACAGCAUUCAGGACUGUGAUCAUGCCAGCUGCCCAGGAAUUUGAUCCAGAGAUUGUCUUGGUGUCAGCAGGAUUUGAUGCAGUGGAAGGCCACGACCCUCCGCUGGGCGGGUACAAAGUCACAGCUAAAUGUUUUGGUCACCUAACCAAGGAGCUGCUGAAGCUAGCGGACGGCCGUGUUGUGCUGGCACUGGAGGGAGGACAUGACCUUACUGCCAUCUGUGAUGCAUCUGAAGCCUGUAUAAACGCCCUGUUAGGAAAUGAGCUGGAGCCUCUCCCAGAAGAUAUUGUGCACCAAAUCCCCAAUAUGAAUGCAAUAGCUUCUUUAAAAAAGACCACUGAAAUUCAAAGCAAGUACUGGAAGUCAGUGGAGCCAUACUCUGUGCCAGUGGAUUGUGCUCUGGCUGAGUCUCAGAAACAGGAGAGAGAGGAGACAGAAACUGUAUCUGCUAUGGCCUCUCUUUCAGUGGAUGUUGAGCAGUGUAUCCCUCAGGAAAGCAGCAGAGCUGCUGGCGAGCCCAUGGAAGAAGAGCCAGCCUUGUGAAGUGCCAAGUCCUCCCUGAUAUUUCCUGUGGGUGACAUCAUUGUGUAUCCCCCCAAAGCACCUUCAGACAUGUCUUGUCUGCUGCUUGGGUGGCACGGAUUGGAUGGAACAUAAACACUGGGCACAGAACUCUGAAUAGCAGCUUCACUUGUCCUUUGGAUGGACUUGAAAGAGCCCUAAAGAUUCCUUAAAUGUAACCACUACAAUUCUAGAGUUACAGUGAAAUGGGCUUGGGAGAAAGAGCCUAGAGCAUGCUUUUUACAUGCUGUUUGACCCACUCACCAACAUAAAUUGUGAAAUUGAGUGUUACAAAACUCUACAUGAUAGAUUAGAGAUACGAGAAUUGCAACAGACGGCAGAAUACUUGGUAAACUCCCAUGAAUCACUUUCUGACACUUUUUACUGGGUGAUUUUUAAUCAUACUGUGUGAAAUUGUUAAUAGAAUUUGUUUUCUCUGCUCUGUGUAAGGAAGAAAGUACACCACCCACCCGUGUUCCAUGUGCCAUUUUUUUAACGCCCUGUAAUGAGUUCUUAGCUAAGUGAAAAGUGCGUAAAAUAUGACGAAGGAUUUGAGCUAAAGGGAAAGCACUUCUUAUUGUACUAUAAAUACCCCAAAGUACUGUGUUUGAUGGUGCUUGAUUUUAUUUUCCCUUUUCCUGGCUAUCCCUCCUCAUUUCAUGUGAUCUUUUCUAUCAUAAAACCACAUUCGCGAUUCUCUAAACCGAGCGAUCUCCUGCCUUUAAGAAACACAAGUGCUGUACCCUCCGUAGUUGACAGUAGCUUUCACCAUAUGUGCAGCAGAGAUCAAGCAGUCUCUGAAAAAUGGAUGGCUUUCCAAAUGUGUUUUUGGUUUGUUCUGAACCGUUUCUGUGUCCUGCCUCUAAGAGCAGCGAUCUUCAGUAACUGCGUGCAGCUCGUUUGAAGCUCAGGUGUUUCUGUGGCGGUUGUGGUGGGGGUGUGUUUUUUUACAGGUCGUCAUGUGAAUAUGAACUGAUUCUUUUAUGUAGUCCUGCACCAAGAGGACUGAUGUUGCUUAAAAAGCUUCAAAGGGUUUAGGCUUUAUUUUAGAUCCCAAAAGUGCAGCAAGAUCUCCCUGCAAUGUGACUUUAGCUGUUUAGUUCCAUGUUUGAGAACGUAACUUAGAGUCGUGCCUUUAGCUGAUAACGAACGCUUAAACUGUUACACGUGUUGCCUUACCGUCAGACAAAGAGAUAGGGCAUGUAUGUAGGACUGCUUCAAAUGCACAAAACUCUGCUACAGCAACUUUUAUUUUGUUUACAACUUUCUCACCUAAUGAACCCCGGGAGAUACCUUGAAGUAUUCAGCUUGCGGUAUUCGAUAGCUCGCUCAGCUUUUAAAAGCAAGUGAAGUUCAUUUUUAUAUCUUUUCCAAACUCAGAAGAUAUAUUAAAGCCAUAAGUGAAGACUGUCAUGCUUUUUAUUCUGAAAUCUGAAAGGAACCUUAAUUAAAACAAGCUUUUGGGGAAGGCCGUGAUAUGAAAGAUAUGGAACAAUGUGGUUUCAGUUAUAGACUGACUCAAACCUGUAAAUCAAAGAUGAAAGAUUUCACUCAAAUAGAAUUAUAUAAUUCUCUUU
Molecule: messenger RNA, 5726 nt
Organism: Pogoniulus pusillus (Red-fronted tinkerbird)
Lineage: Eukaryota; Metazoa; Chordata; Aves; Piciformes; Lybiidae
Gene: HDAC9
Product: histone deacetylase 9
Exons: 25
Coding region: 832-4131 (1099 amino acids)
Biological process (GO): negative regulation of transcription by RNA polymerase II
Molecular function (GO): histone deacetylase activity
Source: RefSeq, a predicted model, not a curated record